Molecule: messenger RNA, 1487 nt
Organism: Gavia stellata (red-throated loon)
Lineage: Eukaryota; Metazoa; Chordata; Aves; Gaviiformes; Gaviidae
Gene: MB21D2
Product: Mab-21 domain containing 2
Exons: 2
Coding region: 1-1476 (491 amino acids)
Source: RefSeq, a predicted model, not a curated record
AUGAAGAUGGCGGCGCCUCUCGCCAGCAAGGCAGGGUCCGCCGGCACCAACAGCAAGCCUCCCUUCCCGGAGCUGGAUUUCCGAUCGGGAGCCAGGGUGGAGGAAUUGAAUAAACUCAUCCAGGAAUUCACCAAACACGACCAGAGGGAGUACGACGACCAGCGAGCCCUGGAGAUCCACACGGCGAAGGACUUCAUCUUCUCCAUGCUGGGCAUGGUUCAGAAACUUGACCAGAAGCUGCCUGUAGCCAACGAGUACCUGCUGCUUUCAGGCGGUGUGCGGGAAGGUGUGGUGGACAUUGAUCUUGAUGAACUGAAUGUUUAUGCACGAGGCACAGACUAUGACAUGGACUUCACCCUGCUUGUGCCCGCACUGAAGCUGCAUGACCGCAACCAACCAGUCACGCUGGACAUGCGCCACUCGGCUUUGUGCCACUCCUGGCUGAGCCUGCGUCUGUUUGAUGAAGGAACUAUCACCAAAUGGAAGGACUGCUGCACGAUCGUGGACCAUAUCAAUGGAGCUACCAAUUAUUUCUUCUCUCCGACAAAAGUUGCAGACUGGUUCUAUGACUCCAUUAGCAUUGUCCUCUCUGAGAUCCAGAAAAAGCCUCAGCGAGGGAUGCCAAAGGUGGAGAAGGUAGAAAAGAAUGGGACUAUCAUAUCCAUCAUUUUGGGAGUAGGCAGCAGCCGCAUGCUGUACGACAUUGUCCCUGUGGUGUCCUUCAAAGGUUGGCCAGCUGUGGCCCAGAGCUGGCUGAUGGAGAACCACUUCUGGGAUGGGAAGAUCACAGAGGAGGAAGUCAUAAGUGGGUUUUACUUAGUGCCUGCAUGUUCCUACAAGGGGAAGAAGGACAAUGAAUGGAGGCUGUCAUUUGCCAGAAGUGAAGUGCAGCUGAAAAAGUGCAUCUCCAGCAGCCUCAUGCAAGCCUAUCAGGCCUGCAAAGCUAUCAUCAUCAAGUUGCUGUCCCGCCCCAAAGCCAUUAGUCCCUAUCACUUGCGGAGCAUGAUGCUGUGGGCUUGCGACAGGCUACCAGCCAACUACUUGGCCCAGGAGGAUUACGCAGCCCAUUUCCUCCUGGGUCUCAUUGAUGAUCUCCAGCACUGCUUGGUCAACAAGAUGUGCCCUAACUAUUUCAUCCCCCAGUGCAACAUGCUGGAGCAUCUUUCUGAAGAAACCGUCAUGCUGCAUGCGCGGAAGCUGUCCUCAGUCCGCUCAGACCCUGCCGAACACCUUCGAACUGCCAUUGAACAUGUCAAAGCAGCCAACCGGCUAACACUAGAGCUCCAACGGCGGGGCAGCACCACCAGCAUCCCCUCUCCGCAGUCAGAUGGAGGGGACACCAACCAGCCUGAUGACCGAUUAGCCAAAAAGUUGCAACAGCUAGUGACUGAGAACCCCGGGAAGUCCAUCUCCGUCUUCAUUAACCCAGAUGAUGUCACAAGGCCUCACUUCAGAAUUGAUGAUAAAUUUUUCUGAGCUUUCAUCAA